AUGUUCUUCAUACUCAACGACUGCAUUGCAAUCUUCACCAAAAUGCCGAACCAAAUCAAGGACAUCGCUACUCGCGACGAGACGUCCUUUUCAUACAUCUUUGAGCAGAAUGUGACGAUUGAGCUCAAAGAUAAUUCAGGCCUCGUUCGUUGCAACGUCUAUCGCCCCAAGAAUUCAGAAAAAGUGCCUGUUCUCGUCACCUAUGGUCCGUAUGGCAAAGAUAUCAGUUACGAAGCUUUCCACCCGCAGAGCUUCAGUGAGGUGAACCCUGAGCAGCGCUCAGAGCACUCAGCCUGGGAAACGCCCGAUCCUAAGUUCUGGACCAGCAAUGGCUAUGCUGUGGUACGUGCCGACGAACGCGGUACCGGUCAAUCCGUCGGGAAGCUGGACACGAUGUCUCGCGGAACCAGUGAAGCUUUCUUUGAUGUUGUGGAAUGGGCUGCUGAGCAGCCCUGGUCCAGCGGAAAAGUUGGUCUCCUUGGAAUCAGUUACUUCGCAGGUAGUCAAUGGCGUGUCGCCGCACGUCAGCCAAAAGGGUUAUCUUGCAUUGUUCCCUGGGAAGGCAUGUCGGAUUACUACCGUGAUCGGUGCCGCCAUGGUGGAAUUCUCUCGAACAAGUUCAUCAAGUUCUGGUGGGAUCGCCAGGUUGUGAGUAACCAGUAUGGCCUUUCUGGCCGGGCGGCUCGCAACUGGGGUCCUGAUACCAUUGAAGGUGAUCUACCUGCAGAUGAGCUCGUGCAGAAUCGUCAAGAUCAGACUGUCGAUAAUUUGGAGAAUCAGUUCAGGGAUGAUCUAUACUAUGCGUCCAAGGAGUACAGCAUGUCGGAUAUCAAAGUGCCCUUGCUGUCUGUCGCAAACUGGGGUGGAAUUCUCUUGCAUCUUCGAGGAAACGUCGAAGGUUAUACACAUGCAGGCUCCGACUUGAAGUAUCUACGCUUUAUCACCGGACGACAUGAUCUACCCUUCUACUACAAGGAGGAAGUCGAGCUCCAACGCAGUUUCCUCGAUGCUUUCCUGAAAGGAGACGAUCGCGCAGGCUGGGCAAACGGCACCGCCCCCAAGGUGGACAUGGUCCUGCGUAAAGGAAAUGUGGGCCACAACAAUGCUGAGGGAGAGAGGACUUUCCCCCGUCGACAGGAAACAGAGUGGCCCAUCGCACGUACCCAGUACACCAAGUACUUCCUGACAUCGCAAAAGGAGCUGGUGACUUCAGCACCAACAGAAUCGCGCUCCACCAAGAUCUCCUACGAGGCCUUGGGGAAUCUCGAUGAUCCCCAAUUAGUCCAAUUCACCACACCCCCCUUCGAAACCGAAACUGAGAUCACAGGGCACCUUGUUGCGCACCUAAAUGUUUCUAUGAGUGCGAAUGCAGGAGCACCCUCACCGCAAGAUAUCGAUUUGUUCCUCACUAUGCGAUACAUCUCACCUAGCGGCGAAGAAGUAUUCUAUACCGGAACAGCAGGUGACCCUGUCCCAUUGUGUAAGGGCUGGCUACGUGUUUCGAUGAGACAAGUUGAUCACGAAAGUCCACGAGACCGUUCCUGGCUCCCCCAUCGCAAUUACUACUCUACCGAUGCACGUCCUGUGAUUCCGGGUGAGGUCUAUGCGGUUGAUGUGGAGAUUUGGCCGACGAAUGUCAUUAUUGAGAAGGGAGGCAAGAUCGUGUUGGAGGUUAGCAGUGGAGAUACACAAGGCAGUGGGAUUUUCCAACAUAAUUCUUCUAUCGAUCGAUCCACUGAGCGCUUCCAGGGUAAGAAUCACAUUCACUUCGGCAUUGCGGAGAACUAUGUUACUCUCCCAGUUAUCCCGCCAGUUGAAUGA
Penicillium salamii is the source of this 1821-nucleotide messenger RNA. Lineage: Eukaryota; Fungi; Ascomycota; Eurotiomycetes; Eurotiales; Aspergillaceae. The record is from the annotation of a GenBank genome assembly.